This is a messenger RNA of Dioszegia hungarica, 3186 nucleotides long. RefSeq lists its product as uncharacterized. The transcript is spliced from 9 exons. Lineage: Eukaryota; Fungi; Basidiomycota; Tremellomycetes; Tremellales; Bulleribasidiaceae. Gene Ontology annotation, molecular function: protein binding. The record is from RefSeq and is a predicted model, not a curated record. The coding region runs from base 1 to 3186 and encodes 1061 amino acids.
AUGGGUCACACGCCUGACCCUCGAGCUGCAACCUUUGCCUCGCUCCCGCCAGAGCUCGUCACGCACAUCGGGAACUAUACCGAUCUUGCCAGCGCUGCCUCCCUCGUCAGGGUGUCCCGCCUUACAGCGCUCGUGCUUGAACCGCGGGUCUGGCGAGACCUGGAUCUGUAUCUGACGGACGAGUUUUUGGAGAGGCCCAGCUUGAGCGGGGUCGAGCGGGAGGCGGGGGAUGUGGGAGAUGGGGCGGGGGCGGUAAUCGAUGAGGCGGCUCAGAACAAAGCAAGAGAGGCUUAUGCGCUCCGGAAGCUCGUCAAGGGGGUGAUGAGUCAUGGAAGUGAGAGAAGGUGGAAGAUGGUCGAGAGCGUGACGGUCGCUUCCCAGUCCGGCGCGACGAGAUGGGUACUACCCAUUUUGGAGAGCGUAUCCCCCUACAUCAAGUCCCUCGAGAUCUACGACGAGGAAGACAUCAGGCCGGACCCCACCUCGCUCGACAGCCAACUUCUCGCCUGCCAUCGGGAGCUCCUCGCUUGCGGUCUCGGGCCUUUCCUUCGGAUCGCUCGUCGUCGCCCGACUACACAAUGCGGCCCUUUACCACCUCCAAUUCAUCCCUUUCCUUUGCGACGCGGUGCCCAAUCUCCUCAUCCUGUCGUUCCAGCACGAUGCUCGCUCGAUAACGGCUGCGGUCCCCCCACCAUCGUCUCCCGGGUAUCCCCGUUUCCUUACUCGGGACACCAAGCUGCGGCACCUCGCAUGGGACAGACCAUUCUGGAUCUCCUCAGUCGUAGUCCGGAGCUCUCGGAGUUGUCGUGCAGGAUGAAGCAUAAUGCCUCGGACGCUAUGGCGAUGCGGUGCGUCAAGCACAUGCAGCACCUGAGCAGUCUGGAAUGGGGCUGGAAAGGCGUCAUCGAGGCGGAUCCUGAGGAGCUGGCCUUUGCGGAUCAGGGGCCGGUGUUCCCGUCAUUGAUGAGGGUGAUUCUGCGAACGAGAGAUUGGUCUUUUCCAGACACGUCGGACAGUAUUUGCCCCUCGAUGCCAUCGCUCGGGGCAGUCCACUGGGAUGUCGGCCAUCGUCCAUCCCCAACGUCCGCUAUCCUCGACUCGUCCGCUCUACCCCUCUCUACCCAUCCCAUCCUCUUCCCCCCGACAUUCGCUGCCUGGCUCCGGAGCUGCCCCAAUCUCUGGAUCAUCAACUACAUCGAGACGAGCGACUUUGACGACCGCACCCAGACGGUCCAUCGGCGGGACCCGCAGAAUCCAGCGGCGACGAGGCCGACCCGGAUGCUCUAUACCGGCGACGUGGCGUCUAUCAGGGAGGUGGAGGAUGUGGUCAGAGUGGACGAGGCGGUGUAUCAGAUGUUCUCGGAGUAUGUGGGGCUCGCGGUGCCUUUCAAAGUGAUUCAGCGGAAGGCGCAGGUGGAGGGGGGACGCCCAGGCGGGACUUGGGUCAGGCGGGGUGUGGAUGUGGGCGACAAGGCGUGGAAUGUGUUGACGAGCUGGAAGGAGUAUGCCCAGAACCACAAAUCGGGAAUCGAGGCGAAGCUGGCGGCGAUCAGAGCUAACGGCGCCGCUCUUCUACGAGGGGAAGAGAAGGUGGUGGCAACUCUUGAAAACCGACGCACGGGCUGCCUUCAAGCUUCCUCAUUGAUCUGCGCCAGUGAAGUCUUUCAACUGUCCAUCUACCUCCCACAUCACCAUAAGACGCAGCUAUGUCUACCUCGUCGACUGGCCAGACAGCAGCGUUUAGCUCUCUGCCGCGAGAGAUCGUCGCUCUCAUCGGACAUCACGCCGAUCUCGGGACCGCCUCCGCCCUCGCUCGGUGCUGUCGGUCAACCGCUUCAACGCUGGAACGGCGGGUCUGGCGAGACCUGGACCUGUUUCUUACGGAGGAGUUCCUCGCGCAGACACCAUGGCGUGGGGAGGUGGAGCUGGAGGAGGAAGAGAGGCUCGGGCACAUUCCAUUCGGGCAGAGCUUGCGCUGCGCAAGCUGGUCAAGGGGGUGAUGGCGCAUGGGAACGAGAGGCGGUGGAAGAUGGUGGAGAGCGUUACGCUCUUCUCCCAGUCGCCCACCUCCAGCUGGGCGGUGCCCUUGCUGGAGAAUGUGGCGCCAUACAUCCGCUCACUGGACAUUUUUCAGGAGCAGGGCGUCCAUCGGGACGCGGACUCGAUCGACAGCCAACUCCUGGCCUGCCAUCGGGAGCUUCUGCUCUGCGGUACCGCCCUAUCGUUCGGCUCGCUUACGACCGUCCGGCUCUAUGUUGGCGCACUAUACCAUCUACAAUUCAUUCCCUUCCUCUGUACCUCCGCACCCAAUCUGUCGACGCUGGAAUUCGAAUACCAGGCGCAAUUACAGUGCGGAGCGCGUAUUCCGGAAUCGUCCCCAGGUUGUCCGCGGACUAUCUUGCGCGACACCAAACUCCGACACCUCGCGCUGCAAGCUCGGUGAUACGGAACCUCAUUGCUCGCAGUCCAUUACUGUCCAACCUCUCGUGUGAGGUGUACGACGCUCUGGGGAAGAAUUCGCUGGAGGAUGGCCUCUUGGGCGACAGUGUCCUCCCAUCUAUGCCUGCCCUGCGAGUCGUACAUCUCGACUGUGAUGGCCGGCCCGCAAUGCGACCGCGUGAUCUGGACACCAUCGAUCUCUCCGAAACGGACAACAUCAUCCAUUUACCCGCGGAGUUUGCCGCUUGGCUGAGACGCUGCCCCCGUCUUCGCAUGAUCAAUCACCUUAGGAUGUCCCAUCUACCCGCUGACUCGGGGCGGUUCGACUGGACAUACAAGCUGGAAGUCGAGGGGAGGGUCACGGGCCGCAUCUAUUCGAUGCGGCAUGCCGGAUCCGAGGUUCUCUACGGUUGCAUGGACUGUGUGGACGUUCACCGGCGUGAUCCAGUCGCGGCGAACGAGACGUACAUAACGCGCAUCCUCUACACGACCUCCAGCCCCGAAAUUCGUCGGCUCGACGGGGUCGUGGACGUCGACGGGCCCUUCGAGCACAUGUUCUCUGAUUUUGAAGGGAUGGUGGUGCCACUUGAAGUCAUUCGACGGAUGCAAAGGGCUGGGGGAUACGAGCCGGACGAACAUGGAUCGAUCAGGGGCGAGGAGGUCGGAGCGGAGGUGUGGAGUGUGUUGACGAGCUGGAAGGCAGAGGAGGAUGCUAGGUUGUCCGCUGUGGCUGCCGUCUCUCCCUGA